AUGCCGAUCCAUCCCACCGGUUUGGAUGCCAUGUCGUCCGAGCGACGCAUGUCAACGGCCAACGAAGGUCUCAUGGCGCUCCCGACGGUCAUGUUGCGCCGUCUGCCCAAGAAUACAACUCCCGAGGCUGUACGGACAAUGUUACUGUUUGCGAAAGACCUCCAGGACGCAGAGAUAGUCCCCAACGAAUACGAAGAUGAUGCAGGGUUCGCAACAGGAAUCGCGCGCUUCGGGUCUAUGGCUGGGGCAUCCGAAGCGCAAGCCAUGUUGGAUGGCAAAGCCAACACUGCCGGGCAGGCGAAGAUGAUUGUUAAUAUCAUCUCAAAUCACCCCCUCGCAUCCAUGGCCCGGCGGAAUACGAUGGACCCUGCGACAAGCCGCAAGAUCGCACAGUCCCGAUCGCCACCACUAGCUAAUUCUCAAAGGCCAUCGAGGUUCAACGGCACAUUCCAGUCGCUGGACAAGUCAUCCCCACCAUCGGUUGGAUCACCACCAGAUUACUCCUCCGCCGACGCCGUGCCAGUGAUGCCGAUCGUGUUCUCUCCUCAGUCACCAAUCGCCAGCAUGGUCACCGACCGGUCUCGGGUCAGUGGGAAGAAAGUGAUUGACGAAGAUGGAGGAGAUGACGAUACUGGAGAAUUGCUCAAAGAUCCUCUGGCGUACAUUAACAAUUCAUCCACGGUCAAUGCAGGACGGAAUUCGACGAACCAACGAAUUCCCACCUCCGCCUUUCAGUCACUGUCCCUCAAUACCAACAUGGGUGGCAUGACGAACGGCUUUGCCUCUCCUCGGUCCGCUGCGCAGAGUCGGACGCCAAAUUCUCAGUUCUCUCCAGGAAUCGGCUCGAACGGUUCGUAUGGAUCUUCUAGCCAGCCCUAUCUACGCCACAACUACCCGCCCGUCAAUCCGGCGGAUCAGAAUCCCCCGUGCAAUACGUUGUACGUGGGUAAUCUACCUAUUGACACUUCUGAAGACGAGUUGAAGGCCAUGUUCUCAAAGCAGAGGGGCUACAAGAGACUGUGCUUCCGGACCAAACAGAAUGGACCCAUGUGCUUUGUCGAAUUCGAGGACAUCUCCUUUGCCACGAAGGCUUUGAAUGACUUGUACGGAGCUCAACUGCACAACAGUGUCAAGGGCGGCAUCCGGUUGAGUUUCUCCAAAAACCCGUUAGGUGUGCGUUCAGGUCAACCCGGAAGCUCCAACCCAGCGACACCACUCAGUGCGACGGGGCCGGUUAAUCUCGGCGGCUUCAGCAGCCUUGCUCCUGGCGGGUUCACAACUGCGAACGGUCCACCGCCAGGACUGUCCGCACCCCCAGGCUUGAAUAUGACACCGCCGGGCGCCAAUGGUACUCUCCCGCCUGUUUUCGUGAAUCAGGGGUUUCCGGCUGGGGCCGGAGGAGCGGCAGCACACCCGAAUCUGCGGGCCAUGGGAAUGAACAACAGUCCGGCGAACCCAAACAUUGGAGGCAUGUAUCCUGAUUAUAUGCUUGGACGUUAA
Messenger RNA from Exophiala spinifera, 1500 nucleotides. RefSeq lists its product as uncharacterized. The coding region runs from base 1 to 1500 and encodes 499 amino acids. The transcript has a single exon. The record is from RefSeq and is a predicted model, not a curated record. Lineage: Eukaryota; Fungi; Ascomycota; Eurotiomycetes; Chaetothyriales; Herpotrichiellaceae. Gene Ontology annotation, molecular function: mRNA binding.